This is a messenger RNA of Paecilomyces variotii, 2484 nucleotides long. RefSeq lists its product as hypothetical. The transcript is spliced from 2 exons. Gene Ontology annotation, cellular component: cell septum; cytoplasm. Gene Ontology annotation, biological process: positive regulation of G2/M transition of mitotic cell cycle; establishment of cell polarity. NCBI's taxonomy places the organism in Eukaryota, Fungi, Ascomycota, Eurotiomycetes, Eurotiales, Thermoascaceae. Bases 1 to 2484 code for a protein of 827 amino acids. The record is from RefSeq and is a predicted model, not a curated record.
AUGUAUGACGAUGACUACGAUAAUAAGAGGGACUCCAGACGCCUAAGCUAUAUAUCAUCGCCGCUGAGUGAAACCAUAUCUACAGCCUCGCCAAGCUCAAGAGGAUCAGAUUCGCUUUCACCAAAUUCAUACGAACAACAGCACCAACAGAGGACCAAUGGUCAGUCGCGAGUAUCAGCAAAUGGCUCCAGCUCGCCCGAUCGUGGGGAUGGCCCGUCCUCUCCGCGAACGAAUCGCACGCCGUCCGAAACAGCCACAACGUCCUUUCCUCUCAAUGAUGUCGACUAUGAAUCCGAUCCUGCGGCUGUGGCCCAGGAGCUUAGCAAUCUAGCGGCCAUUAGACGUAUGUCUAUGGAUGUAACGGCUACCGGUGACCCUGAUCUCCCCUCUUUUGGCUCGAAUCUAGUCGUACCGUCAGCGCCCUCGGCGGAUGAAGAUGACGCAUCGCGAUUGUUCUGGGUACCUGCGCGGUUACAUCCCGAGCUGGCUCCGAAGGAGUUCAAAUCGUUUCUUGAGAGCAAGACAGAGCAGAUCAAGCGGAGAUCAGGAGAGUUUUCCUCUGGAGGGUUGAGUGUUGAGAGGCAAGUAUCAAACGGCGGCGGUCUACGGCGGAAACGUUCGAUGCUUUCGAGGCAAAUAGACAAUUCCAGCGGCUACACGGAUGGAGCGGAACGAUUGGAGCGCAAACGGUCUCAGUCAGAGCAGGGCAAGCAGGAAUCUUUGAAUCCUAACCUCCAUGAUCUGGAGGUCCUGGUGGACGAUUCAAAUAAUGUGAACAAGGGUGCGGCGUCGCUUCUGCGGGGUGUCCAGACAUUGGACAUAUCCGCAACCGAAGACCGGCCCAUUUUACCUCCCGCGCCUCCUGGGUCAAGUCUGAGAAGGUCCACCCGGACGCAGUAUAGGAAGGGCAGUUUGAAAAAGGGAGAGCGACCUCCUUAUUCGAAGCGGCUAGGCAAGGCCACAGAAAAUACCGACGGAGCGCUGCCAACUGGAAGAACCUCGAAUGAUUCUCCUCCAACCCCAGGAAUAAAUCGGGUGCUUACAGAUCCUGGACCACGACUGAAUGGUAGGAAUCUGGACGAGGAAGAGACUGCACGGAAUGCCGCACCUGGUGCCCUGCCUGGACAGAAAGACGCUGGCGAUAAGACGGAGACAUCAGAAACACGGCAAUGGCAGUCGCGUAUCAGUUCGAACGGUCGCUCCACGUUGGAUGUCCCUCCAUCAUCCCGAAAAACGCCCCACGGCGUAGAACCGCCCCUCCAGGAGGAGAACAGGACAGCGGGUUCUAGUAUACCCCCUGCAGAGAUACCGGCACGUUCAACUUCUCGAGGUAACAAGCCAGGCGUGAUGGCCCAGGUGCCCCCUAUUCAUGAACAACCUGGCUCAAGGCACAAGCGACCGCCUCUUACGAGACAACCUGCGUCAACAAAGGAUAACACACAGACGAUGAAUGAUUUAGUUGCGAACCCGGCGUCUUUGCCCGGAAACAGUACCCGAACGGACACUUUGUCAUUCAUUCCGACGAUGCCCGAAGAGAAGAAGCCCGAAAAGCCAGAAGGCAAGAAGUCUAAGGAUAAAAAGGAUUCAGAGGGCAACCGCAAGUCAAGCUGGCAUUGGUUACUCGGACACGAAGACAAAGAGAAGGACAAGGACAAGAAGAAGGAAAAGGACAGUGAUUCGAAGAAGUCGAAAACGAAGCUGUCGCCCGUCUCGGAGAAACCUCAGGAGCCCGUGCUUGUUGAGAUUCCCGAGACACCUGCUGAAACAACGCAACGGAGGGAAAGUCUUGUCUUGGAACGUCCGGAUCCGAGAUUGGAGGAAGAACGUAGGAAAGAGAGUAUCCGGAAAACGUCCGGGGAUUCCAAGAAGGAGAAAGAGUCGGGUCUUUUCUCUUCCAUAUUCGGAGGAGGCAAAAAGAAAAACAGCGGUGACAGCACCCACAAGAAGAGUGCAUCGCGCCACAUCUCACCGGAUCCUCCUGUGCGAGAGCUUCGUCCCGAUAUAGAUUACAACUGGUCCCGGUUCUCGAUUCUCGAAGAGCGUGCGAUAUAUAGGAUGGCACACAUCAAACUCGCGAACCCACGACGGGAGCUAUACUCUCAGGUACUUCUCAGCAACUUCAUGUAUUCUUACCUGGCAAAGGUACAGCAGAUGCACCCGCAGAUGAUGCUCCCGACAUCCCCCGCCCAGAGGCAGCAGAAGAGCAGGGAGCAGGAGCAACAGCAGCAGCAGCAGCAACAACAGCCAGAAGAAUACUCCCAGUACCAGAGAUAUCAGGAGCAGCAACAGUACGGGGACAACUCGUACGAUGAGUCUGAGAUGUAUGAUUAUGACGAUGACGACCGACAUGACCCCUAUCGACAGCAGUCGAGAGGCGCCAAACAUGGUUACGACAGCGGAGCCACAUAUGGCCCUGGACAUCACCAGCAAUAUGCGGACAUUGUGGACGAUCCACAGCUGGAUGACGAUGAUGAUAUGUGGUAG